UCUGUAUUUUAUUAGGCUACUUGAGUCUGUGAACAAUAUAUAACAACAGUUUCAAAUCCUAAAUUCAGAAACGUUGCAAAUUGCUUUAUAGCGAGUAGGCUAUAGCGGGAUCGGAAACACUGUUGAAAAUAGCCCGCAAUCCUCCACGGAAUUUCACAAACAAGCUUCAUGUGGGAUCAAGUGGGUUUGUUCCAAAACCCAAGGACCGAGGAGAGAUUCCCCGCACCGUAUACUCACACACAGUACGUAUAUAGUAUUUUUUGGGAUACAGUCGGAUGUCCUGUGUCUGUGUGGGUGUUUUACUCUCACCUACAUCGUUUUGAAUAGCAAGGCGAAAUAUAUAAACGUUUCACCAUACGCCCCCGUGGCUUGGCAUUUAAUUAGAUCCCCGGGGUGCGGAUCAGUUUGGCACCGUGUCUGCGUGCAAGCGAAACCGGCUGUUUUUUUGCUCCCGGAGCCCUGGCCGCGGUCCUCGCGCGACUUCACUUCUGCACCGGCGGCGCGGGAGGAAAAUCGAGCCCGCAGUCCAGCUGCUGCAGCUUGGCUAAAUUGUUCUGCACGACUCCGACAGGCGACAAUCUAAGCGCUGUAGCCGUCGACAAGCAGAGUGUAAUGUUUUGGUCGAUGUGUGAGUUGCUGUGGGAAUGAGACUGCGUGGCAGGGAUUUGGAGGAUUCCACUGUCUCCUGGAUACCAAGCGUCCUGGGUGUGCAGACCGUCAGGCUCCGCCUUCGCCUCAAUCGCCGUGACGACAGGGGGAGGGGCCUUUGGCAACUGGUUGACCUGGGAGAGGAAGCACAGAGUGGGCAUCGGAUACGAGACAGGACGCCUCCUACUUGUUCUCAAAGUCUGAUGAGUAUUCCUGCUGCUGCAUCAGUUCAGUCAGGGGGUGGAGAGAUGCAAUCACCUGGGGCCAUUAGUCCCUCCUUCCUCCCGCCCCCAAGUGGAAAAGUUCCAGGUCGCAAGAGGGGUCGCCCACCCCUAAAGAGGCACCCGGAAUAUCAGAGUCGCUACCCAGAAUCCCUCCCACCCAUUAAAGUGCCUAAGAAGAGAGGAAGGAAGCCUGGCUUUAAGCUGAAGGCUCGCUUGAUGACACCUCUAGCCAUCUCUCCUCCCAGCAGCACCCCGGAGCCAGACAUGAGUUCUAUUCCCCAGGAUGCUGCUACUAUCCCCCACUCAGCCACCCCACAGAUCCUCACAGUGUGCAUCUACGUGAAUAAGCAUGUGAACACGGGUCCUAACCUGGACAGGCAGAAGGUGCUGCAGCUGCCCGAUCACCUGGGUCCUGCCAGGCCCUCUGUGGUGCUGCAGCAGGCGGUACAGGGCUGCAUUGACAGUGCGUUUCAGCAGAAAGCCGUCUUCACCCUGCUUACUGAGGGCUACGGGGGAGAAAAAAUCUCAGCCACCUUUGAUGGUAAGCAGCAUUUGUUGAGUUUGCCAGUGGUCAACAGCGUGGGCUAUGUCCUACGCUUCCUCAAGAAGUUGUGCAGAAGCCUGUUGUGUGAGAACCUCUUCAGUGACCAGCCCAUCGCCCCUUCAUCGUCUCCCUCCUCCUCUUCUUCAUUCCAUGCUGAAAAGCACUCAGACGGACAGCCCAAGUCAACAGACUCAAUGGUGGACGAUUACCAUGGUGAUUCAGUGGACCCCAAGCGCUAUUCAGUUGACCCCAUUGACUCUGCCUAUGGUGCGAUGUCCUCACCGUACACCGCGAGUAAACCUGUGUAUGGUUUUCGUUCUGGCACUGCCUACUCUGGAGGUGUGUGCAGGCAAGCAGCCAGUCCCAGCACAUUCCAGGAAGGAAACAGAAGUGCCUAUAGUCCAUCCCCAGAGGGAGGGGAGGCAAAGCCCCCACCCAGUAAGGAUCCCUCCAGGUGGAGCGUGGAUGAGGUGGUGUGGUUUAUCAAGGAUGCAGACCCUCAAGCGCUGGGCCCUCACGUGGAUCUCUUCAGAAAACAUGAGAUUGAUGGGGAUGCUCUUCUUCUCCUGAAGAGCGACAUGAUCAUGAAGUACCUGGGACUCAAACUGGGCCCGGCUCUCAAGCUCUGCUACCACAUCGACAAGCUAAAACAGAACAAAUUCUGACCUGUCUCUGCACCCUACAAACACAGAUGGAUUCACUCACAGUAUUUACUGUCACUCUCAUUUGCUGUAGUACAGGGUUUUGCCCCCCCCCCCCCUCCCCCCACUCUGGUCAUUUGAGGACAAGUACCAGACCAUUUUUUUUACUUGCUUGGUUUGUCUGCCUGUAUAUUGAGGCAUUUUACUGACCAGAACAUUUCAUUUUUCUAAUCUUAAGUGCACAAGCAUUUUAUUGAUUACUUGAUACUGAACACUGCUCUAAUCAAAUGGCAUGUCAUCUCAGCUGCUUUCUGGGAUUUGAGUUAUUUGUCCUCAAGUGAGAGUUAUGCAGAUGAGUUAUAAGUGUAAAUCAUGCUUUUUCAAAUGGGCGUCAUUACAAACAUAUUAAGUCACAGACAAACGAGCUCCAAUGUUUUCAGAGCCAUGGACUCUGUCUAAAUCCCUGUGAACUUCAGCCACCUGCUGGUGAAGUGGAGUCACUGCAACUCUGUCAUAUCUACUACCAUUGUAACCAGGAACCAUUCAACUUUCUUUUUUAUUUUGACAGCUACUUCAGAGGCCGCUAACCUGGGAGAUCACUUACAUACAGAAUUCAGCAUUGUGCUUUUGACUGAACAGAUACAGUACGCACACAGUUUUUGCAGGGUACAACUAUGAACAGUUUCACUUUGCAACCAGCAAAUAACAGGCACAAAUGCAACUUUACUCAGCAAUGGACCAUUCACGUCAUCUUUGGAAAGCCUCCUUGGCAGCCUAAAUCAGAACUAAACAGGAUACACUACUAGGCAGUUUAAAAUGGUGCAUUACAAAGAUAGUAAUGCAUACCAGGUGCUGUUUCUCAACAAACAAGUCAAGUUAAUAAAAACAACUAUACUGGUA
Molecule: messenger RNA, 2957 nt
Organism: Carassius carassius (crucian carp)
Lineage: Eukaryota; Metazoa; Chordata; Actinopteri; Cypriniformes; Cyprinidae
Gene: scml4
Product: Scm polycomb group protein like 4
Exons: 9
Coding region: 645-2081 (478 amino acids)
Molecular function (GO): protein binding
Source: RefSeq, a predicted model, not a curated record